Messenger RNA from Anas platyrhynchos (mallard), 6148 nucleotides. RefSeq names its product secretory carrier membrane protein 4 (gene SCAMP4). The record is from RefSeq and is a predicted model, not a curated record. Lineage: Eukaryota; Metazoa; Chordata; Aves; Anseriformes; Anatidae. Gene Ontology annotation, biological process: protein transport. Gene Ontology annotation, cellular component: recycling endosome membrane; trans-Golgi network membrane.
GGCACUUCGGGGUUUGUCUGGGACGCGUGCAGAUGGCAGGAGAGGAGCCGGGGUCCUGCAGUGAGGCUGGUCCUGGUGGCUCGCUGCAGCUCACCUGGGGUUGGGGCAAAGCAGGAACCCAGGGUCAGCUCUCCCACUGCCCAGCCAGCACCCUUCUUCUGGCCUCCCCCUUAUUUAUUUCCCUUAUCCCUCUUCUCUCCUUUUAGAGGAAGAAGCAAAUAAUGGGGAAUAAAAAAACCUUUUAGAAUCAGUUACUGUAAUAUAGGCAGAAUAAAUGUUAUGUCAAACCACGGGCUGGAACAGAAAUAGACCUGCAGUCAGGUAACGUGCCUCAAACAGGAACCCCGGGGGUUCCUGCGCCACGCUUUCCCUUACCAGAGAUGACGAUUCCUACUUUGAUAUCGGGGUGAUCUUGGGGUGUGCUUCCUAAAAAACUGGCGCUGCUCGCAUACGUGUCUUGGUGAAAAAGGAAAAUGCUGCCUGCUGGAGUGACAGCGGGCGUUUUUGUCUCUGAAAUACAGAUGAAGAAAAGCCUCCGACGGGCCUUUGAGAGUCAUGUGAGCCGGUCUGUAAACUUGGGAGCUAUUCAUUGACUGUGUAUGAGCACAGUGGAAAAAGGAAGUUCACUUCACACCACAGUUUCCUUAGUGUGUUUUUUUUCCUCCCACAAAUAGAUUUUGUGUGAAGAAUCACUGCGGCAGAGCGCAGGACAUUGAUUUUUAUCUAUUUCCAAUUAAAUUGAAAGCACUCCUGUGAAUAGAAAGCUCGUUUGUAUGUGCUAUCUUCCACAAGAAAUUCACGGGCGGUUGGAUAAUCCUUGUGUAUCUGUACCUGUUUAUCUGUUUCCUCGUGCAUGGCUCUUGCAACUGGAGCUUGUCUUGAGGAUAUUGAGGCUGCGCAGUGAAAUUUUCCAUCUCAGUCAGUCACUGGCCGUCAGAGUCGAGCACUGUCCUCCCUUGGCAAACACAAGACUUCUUCCCUGACUGUGACUCUGAGGCCUGUUAUCCCAAGACCCUGCAAUCCAGUUUGCAGAAAUCUUGCCAAAAUUAACUGCUAAGCUGGGGAAAUGGGAAAAAUGUGACUUGUGUGCAAGCGGAUCUCAGCCUCUGAACAAAAAAUGGUGUUGGGUUGGAUCUUGAGGUCUGAGUCCAUGCCCGGGGAAGGUUUGAGCUUGCUGCCAUGGGUGUCCGUGGGGGAAAACUCCCUCCUCCCAGGGCAGCAGCACCGGCGAUUCCUUUCUCUUCGUGUGUUGGCAUAACUGGUGUUUGUCUGUAAUUUGCUCUUCCCCCAGAAUUUACGGAUCUCAGCUGGGAGCAGCUGCAGCUGGGUGGGGUGAAGCCCUAAUUGUGCUCCGAACUGUCCUCGUAUUUAUUUUCUAUUCACACAUUUUAAAAAAAAAAAUGAAAAAGGAGGCAAAGCCUUUCUAAAUCAUUUUCGAAGUUACAAAACGCCUGCCAGACUCUGGAUGGUGGCUGUUUGUAUUGUGGGAAAGCCCGGAGGCUUCGGCUGCGCUGGGGCCCCAUUGUGCAAGCCUCUAGCGAGGGGCUCGCAGCCCGACAGGCUCGUGAUUUACGCAGCCUUCCUGUCCCCACGCUGUUGCUUUCUUUAGACUGCACGGGCAGAGAAAUGUGUUUUCCUCGACGUUGACAUAACUGAGAUAGCGCGUACCUGCAGCCCGUGUGCAGGAGGAGUUGGUGUCCCGUGCAGGUCCUGUUCUGUUCCAGUGCUGCUGUCACCACCGGGGGCUGUGCUACAGUAGGUCAAAUAAAAAGGAAACGGAUUGCAGCCCCCACAAAAUAAUUGCACCCAUGUGAAAUCUGCACCCUCUGGAGCAUGAACACGGGAGGACAGCACGGAGGUGCAGAGAAGGGGAAGGAGCUGCUGGAAAUCCUGAGAGCUCUGGCUCCGGAGCAGCUGUGCUGACCCCAGUGCCCUUUGCUGUGUUUUUGGAGGGGCGGUUUUUAGUCUGUACUGCCUUCGUUCUUGAGAGUUGUUCACAGACCCCGAAAUACCCUCUUGGAGGGUUGUUCUGCCAUGUGCCUUGUUGUCAGCCUGGAAUUUGCAGGUGUGGGCACGCGGUGGUUGUCCUGAAGUGAGGAGAAGUGAAGAGGCUGCUCAGUGCAGACCCGUCUGUGGCUUCUGUCUGUGCCACCAGCGCUGCCCACAUCAGCAAAGCGCCUGGCAUGGAGCAAACUUCACAGGAUUUGAUUUCUCCAUAAUCACAGUGGUGUUCAGUGGUGUGGUAACAGGAAGACUAAAUCUGCCUCACAAUACGGGCGUGCGGAAUUAUCACGGAGCUGGGACGAUCCGUGGGGAGCCGGGAGCCAGCAAAUCAUCUCAGCACCUAAAUGAGGCGUUAAGUCUGAUCUCUUGCUGUCUGUCUGAAACUUCGCCAGGGAGCACUUAACAGAAAUGGCAGAAAAGGUGAAUAACUUCCCACCGCUCCCCAAGUUUAUCCCUCUGAAGCCAUGUUUCUACCAGAAUUUUGCGGAUGAAAUACCCAUCGAUUAUCAGGCCCUGGUGAAGAGAAUCUACCAUGUAUGGAUCUUUUACUGCAUCACGCUAGUAGUGAAUAUAAUUGCGUGCCUGGCCUGGUGGAUCGGAGGAGGCUCUGGGGUCAAUUUUGGCUUGGCCAUCCUCUGGCUUAUUCUCUUCAGUCCCUGUGGCUACGUCUGCUGGUUCCGCCCGGCGUACAAAGCCUUUCGGUCAGACAGCUCGUUUAAUUUUAUGGCUUUUUUCUUCAUCUUCGGCGCACAGUUUCUUCUCACGGUCCUGCAGGCGAUCGGUUUCUCUGGAUGGGGAGCUUGCGGGUGGUUGGCAGCAAUUACUUUCUUUAGCACCAACGUUGCAUCUGCUGUGUUCAUGCUGUUUCCUGCCAUUAUGUUUACAAUGUCAGCGGUCACAAUGCUCAUCUGCAUUUUAAGGGUUCACAAGAUCUACCGAGGGGCUGGUGGAAGCUUUCAGAAAGCUCAGGACGAGUGGAACAGCGGUGCAUGGAGGAACCCCCCCAGCAGGGAGGCCCAGUACAGCAAUUUUUCUGGGAACAGCCUGCCGGAGUAUCCCACAGUGCCCAACUAUCCCCCGGGAAACCAAUGGCCUUAAGCAGCAACAGCUGCAAAUUGCCUGGAUUCUCUUCUUUUUUGGUCCUUUUAUUAUUGUUAUUUGAAAAGAUCAUUUGCAUUCCCCUACACGUACCCCAGUCUUCAUGGGGACUUUCUUGUUUUUUUGUCUCCUCAUCACUGCAGAAGAUGUGUGCUGUCAGCCCACGCCACCUCAGGAGCUCUGCACGGCCUUAUCAGAAGGAUAGUUUUUGUUUGUUUCUGUUGUUACCAGUAUUUGCCUUGUUGCAGACUGAGGAACCAACCGUUCACUGCCCUUGCUUGAGGACUGCUCUCAUGACCAUAUGUGCAGAAGGCUGGCUUCCCCGUGACGGUGAACACUACCAGAACUGCUCCUUCUCCUGCCUCCCCGCUUAGUUUUCAUCACAUGCACAGCACACCGCCAAAUCGUCUGUAGUUGUAGCAAACACAAUCAGAGCAUUAGUAGCAACCGGUGUUUGCUCUCCCGGAUGAAUGAUCUGGAAUUUUUCACUCAAAGGGAAAUGCAACACCUGAAUUAUCUGGUACUAGUGAUAUUGAAGGUAUUUGUAAAAUCUACAGCUUCAUUUGCUUGCGCUCUCUGGUGAAGAAUCCUUUAGAUAACAGCGCUUGCUGCGGGUGAGUGCUGUUCAGAUACUAAGUCCACAAGAGUCCUCAUUUGCCUGGCUAUAGAACUAUUGUUAUGAUAGAAGUCUUGCUUUCCCUGCCACCAAAAGUUUUUGCUAGAUCCGUGUGCUGCAGAGAUGCAAAUUCAUCUCAUUUUGUGAAACUGACUGCUCACUAAAAGCCUGAUUCAAAGCCCACUGGAAACUAUUGAAAAGCUGACUGCUGUUGGGCUUUGGACCUGGCUGCCUGGGUGACGUUCACCCCUUUCCAGGCAGGCAGCGCAAGAUCUCUGUGCCAUCUAAAUUCCAGGUACGUGGCGUCAGGAUUUUUGUGCUGACCCAAUACAUGCCGUACUGGACACGCCUUGUCCUGUUGGGACACCUUUUUUUUCUGGGCUCCUGGCCAGUAGCUGGGUGCCAGCUAACUAUUGAUCUCAGUGCUGGGGCCCCAGCGUGGUUUGGGAGUAAUUCCAUUACAACUGAUAAAUUGAAUUCUGCCUUCUACCGACGCAGUUAAAAUCCAACCGCUCUGCAGUGAGUUGUCUCAGAAAGCUCGUUAGUCCUCGUAGCUGACGCUAGCUGUGCAGAGCUGGUACGUGGCUGCGUCGCCAGCAGUGAUUUCCUUCCCUGUACGAGCAGGGGGAGAGAGGUUCUUGCCUUUCCCCAGGAAUCAGCUGAAGAGAGGAUAAAGCUGUUGGGAGGGGUUGUUUCCCCUGAGAGCUAGCAUUAGUCUCAUCGCUCAUCUUCAUCUCAUGCAUGUACAUCAGGACUCCUGGAGCCUGAGCCAUCCAAUUCCCCUGUGUCCUAAAACGAUCCAAGCAGCAAAGGCUGCAGUCUUUUCCUUUCCUUCAACAGCCUGCUAUGAACUUUCUCAAACCUGUUAGAACUGGGAGCUCGGUUCCCAAUAUUUUUAUAGGGAGUUGAGUGUUCAAUGUUUGCAGCUCUGGGAAUUUCAAUGGACAGAGAAGGGCAGAGUGCUCCAGUUUGGAGACUUGAGAGGUGUGGGGCACCCUGAGAGUCAGGCCCAGAGCCUGGCCAGUUGUAGGAGGUGACACCAGAGGCGUUACACUGGAAGUGGAGUCACUCCAUGUCCACACUAAAUAACUGGAAAGCAAAAUUGGCUCCUGGAAAGGGGCAGGGAGGUUGUCCUUGCUAGGUGGAACUGAUUUGCAAGUGAUCUUUUGAAAACUGUCUCUACAUGUGCCUUAUCUAAUAAAAUGUUAGUUCAUGAAGGAGAACUUUUCCUUCCCCAUCCCCCAGGCAAAACUUCCCAUUCACUCUAUUAACUUUUCCCGUGUCCUACUGUAAAUACUAAGUGAAGUACAGCUUGGAGUCUGCAUGACACCUUUGUUACUAGGGCCAAAGCAAAAGCAAACAUUAAUGGGAGGUCAGAGCCUCCUCGAACUUCAGUUUACAAGCAGCACUGACCCCCUGCUGCAGAGCCAGCCUUUUGCUGGCUCUGGCUCAUGCUCCAAACACAAGGUUGUUUUUUUCUUGCGAGUGUGCAAUGUGCUUGUAAGUACAAAUGCUCGAUGCCUUCAUUAAUAGAAUACAACCCGGUCGUGUUGUCAAGCUUUUAGGUGCCUUUGUCUUGUGUCAAGUGAAAUGUUAAGUGUUCUUUGUCGCUUGCCAUCAGAGAGUGAUAAAAGAACUGCCUGUUGAAGAACUCCCUGGAAAUACGAUUUCACUGCAGGGGAGCAAGGUGAGGUGAAUGGGGCCGCACUCGAGGGUGGCCAUGCUGGGGGCCCAGACAUGGGGUGCCCGUGCAGCACGCUCCUCUGGCUCUGACCCCUGCCAUCCUCGGCCUUUUGCCAAAUUUUUUUCAGCAGUAGUUGUGGUCUUUUUUAGUGUUUCAGGUUGAAGAUUUCAAUUGAACCAAGAGGAGAAGCGUUGCCAGGGGGCUCUUGAGUCCAGCUUCUCUUUCUCCCCUUGGAUAACCCGGGGGUCUCUUUUAAAGCACCCAUCCUCACAUUUCCAACCUUCUUGAUGCAGUGAGGGGUGUGUACUUAGGAGCCUGCAAACCAAAAUGGUUGGAGGCAGACACCAAUGUCAUGAUCCAUUAGCAAACACUGCCUGGGAUUUCUAAAGAGCUUAAAUGAAACCUCCCAGGACGGGAGCUGCCAUCUCCAAGCACAUCGCCCCCCUCCAUCCUCUUCGAUGCCAGAAACCGUAAUUCCAGAAAGUUGACUCAACACACUGCCUGAACUGCUGUGGCUUUUUUUUUUUUUUUUCCGACUCCUCUGUAUGUUUUUUAAUGUUUACAUUAGAUUUCUAAGACUCUUUAACACCAUUAACCUGGACCUGGCUCCUGUUUUCAUUCGGCAUCAUGCGGCAUGUACGUGUGUGAUGUUUCGUGUCACUUGUGGGGCUCUGGUUUUUGUUUGUGUUUUUCUUCUGAUCACAAGACAAUAAAUGCUCAUCCUGUGCUUGAUGAGAAGAACUGGC